UAUAUUACAAUUAUUCCAAAAUGUUCUCUUUGCGAAUAAUCAUUUCAUACGUAGUUUUAGCGGUUUAAUUUAAUUGGUAAUAACUUACGCAUGCGUUUUUGCAAUUAUGACAUCUGCAUUUAGAAUUAUAUACAUCAAAAUGCGACUGUCACAAACUUCAUGUCAAGCAUGUGUAUAAAAUGUAAAUUUUAAGGAAGAAGUAAUUACCGAGUUAUAAAACAACAAUUGUGGAAAUGUACUCGACAAAAACACCUUCCUUAAGAAUUGAUGAAGCCGAUCUUAAAUGCAAAAAUGGUUGUGGAUUUUAUGGAAACGCCGAAUGGGAAGGUUAUUGCAGCAAAUGUCAUCGCGAAUAUUUACAAAAACAAAGAUCACAAAGAUGCUCUAAUGUUUAUGAAGAGGAACAUGAUGCCAAUACUUCUAACAAGAGUACAAUUAAUGCUCAGCAGAAAUAUGAAGAGAAAAAAGUACAACAGGAGAAGAAGUACAAGUUAUUAAAUAUAUCUUUUCGCAAGCCAGUUGUAAAGGCGCAAGGAUAUCAAGAGUUGCUUUAUGAACUAACAAAAAACAACUCUGAUCUGGAAAAAGUUAAAGCAGAGAAUCGUGAAGUAAUAGCUGCAAUCGCUAAGACACCAGUGGAAAGAGAUGUCAGAAAAUGUAUGCAUUCUUUUAUCAUCGAUAUACUCCAAAAUAAGGAUGUAAAAAGGAUAGAGGACCUUUCAGAAAUCACACAGACCUUUUAUCAAGUAUUUGCUAAGCGUCUAGAAAACAGUCCCAAAUAUGCAGAUAUAUCGUCAGAAAUUAAAGAAAAAUUAUUGGAUUAUGUAGAAAGAUAUGCAAUGACAUUACUUUACAGAAUUCUCUUUUGCCCUCCUUUUACAACUGAUGAGGAAAAAGAUUUGGCAAUACAGAAAAGAAUCCGGCAAUUGAGUUGGGUUAGUGGAAAAAAUUUGGAGUGUCGAAUUCAUGAAACUAGUUCUGAAGUUAGGGAACUUGUCUAUACUUCCAUAACAGAUUUACUGAACAUGGAUUCUGCAAAGGCUCCGCAAGAAAAGCUUUCUUGUGUUAUUUAUUGUUGUCGAAAUAUAUUUCUAAUGUUGCAACAAUCCGUUGGUGGACCUGCAUCAGCAGAUGAAUUUCUCCCUGCUUUAAUUUUCAUUGUCUUAAAAGCCAAUCCUGCUCGUCUUAAGAGCAACAUCAACUUUAUAACUAGAUUCUGUAAUGCAAGCAGAUUGAUGACUGGGGAAGGUGGAUAUUACUUCACAAAUUUGUGUUGUGCUGUAUCUUUCAUUGAAAAUUUAACAGCAGAAUCAUUGAAUAUGGAUGAAAAAGCUUUCAAUGCUUACAUGUCUGGAGAACAAGUACCAGCUAAUACUUGGGAAUCUGCUUUAAUGAUAUGUGAGAGUUUGCACUUAAUGUGUGAAGACAUAACGCUCCUUGAUGAAAUGAAAGCAAAAACUACAGAAAUAAUGGAUGAAACACUGAAUUUAAAAGAAAAAAUAUUACAAUUUCAAGAGGAAAUCGAGUCAGAAGUAAAUACAGUCUUGGAAAGAACUCCUUUGUUGAUUGCGCACAGUCAAAGAUUGCCUACUAAUUUGGACUGCGAAGAUAUUGAAAGUUAUCAGCUACCACCUCCAAUUAUUCCUCAAGUUUGUUCUACCACAAUUAUUAAUUCCACACAACAAAACGAUUUAAGAACAACUUCAAUAGAAGAUUGUGUUACGCCAUCUCCUACAUUUGAUUUUCCUUCUUUCUUGGGGGAUGACAGUUUUGAUGUAAGCAAAACAGAGGAUGAAACUAGUCUUAUAAGUUUGGAUACGCAAUGUGAUUUUGACAACCAGAAGGAAAAAUCUAAAAACGAAUUAUUGUCGUCUACUCAUUUGAAUUUAUCUUCUACUACGGAAUCAGAAAGGGAAAAUUAUCAUGGAUUUACUGUUCAGGGUUCAAGUAUACCGACAAUUCCAUGUAGUACUGGAGAUUUAUCUCUUAAUUCUACAGAAAUGGAUUGUGAAAAUUAUGCAAGUUAUUUUCACAAUGUAUAGAAAUAACUUAUUUAAAUCAAAUGUAAACUUUAAAAAAUGUUGUUUAAUCUUUAGAAAUAGGUCAUAUAGUAUCAUUAAAGAAAUAUUCAAUUCUAACAUAAAUAAUUUAAUUUAUAAAAAAUAUAUAAUUACAGCUAAAUUAAAAUAUGAAAUUCUAUUUAUCAAUCAGAUGUUAAAAUGAUACAUAUACAACUUAUUACACAGUAAUUACAAAUGUAAAUGUUUGAGUAAAGUUUAAUUUAAAAAUUU
Messenger RNA from Hylaeus volcanicus, 2291 nucleotides. RefSeq names its product rab5 GDP/GTP exchange factor (gene Rabex-5). Lineage: Eukaryota; Metazoa; Arthropoda; Insecta; Hymenoptera; Colletidae. Gene Ontology annotation, biological process: vesicle-mediated transport. Gene Ontology annotation, cellular component: cytosol; endocytic vesicle. The transcript has 8 exons. Gene Ontology annotation, molecular function: DNA binding; small GTPase binding; zinc ion binding. The coding region runs from base 234 to 2042 and encodes 602 amino acids. The record is from RefSeq and is a predicted model, not a curated record.